This is a messenger RNA of Ogataea parapolymorpha DL-1, 3507 nucleotides long. RefSeq lists its product as uncharacterized. Gene Ontology annotation, molecular function: DNA binding. The coding region runs from base 1 to 3507 and encodes 1168 amino acids. NCBI's taxonomy places the organism in Eukaryota, Fungi, Ascomycota, Pichiomycetes, Pichiales, Pichiaceae. The record is from RefSeq and is a predicted model, not a curated record. Gene Ontology annotation, cellular component: transcription factor TFIIIC complex. Gene Ontology annotation, biological process: 5S class rRNA transcription by RNA polymerase III; transcription initiation at RNA polymerase III promoter. The transcript has a single exon.
AUGUCUGUCACUUCCCCAGAUAAGGUUGUGGACGACGUUUUAGACCGUCUCUGUGUUGAGGAGACGGGAUUGAGCGUUUCUGAGGUCUGGGAGGAGAUCAGGGGCAAGUUUCCACGGUUCGGAGCGUUUGAAAAGACUCUUGUCUGGAGCUGGCUCGUGCAGGAGAACGAUCUCCUGGUGUAUAUUAUUAUUUCCACCACGAAGGAAAAAAGCGGCAAAACAACCUACAAAACAGAGACAGUUGACAAGAACACGAGUCUGGUGGACCUUGUGGAAAAGUAUGGCGAGGAUAAACUCCGUAUCGGCGUUACUGAUGAUAGACAGUCUUUGUUUCUGCUAGGGGUCAAGAAAGAAAAUAAUAACCUGGGUUAUUUUCCGUACGAAUUAUUGCGAUACAUUACAAAAGCUAAAGAAGCUGGAAUCACUUCCAUGGAACUGAUCAGACAGUCUGGCCAGGACCGUCGCAGUUUGACGUCCCGGUUGCAGACUUUGGAAGACCUUGGCGUGGUGAAAAAGUUUCCGGCAGUCAUUGACUCUGCCAAUUCGUAUGUCAUUGUGAGCACCAAGUACGAGAAACAGUUUUCAUUUGCAAAUCUGCGAACCAGUUUUGAGCUCAUGGGCGUUGUGAUGAAGUCGCUGCAGGAUGCGCCAAACGGGGUUCGUGUUCCGUCGGACCUGGCACGCGAGCUGCGUCUGACCUCGAAGAAAGAACGCAGAAUGCUGGCCAAGGCCAUCCGCAACCUCGUGGUGCUUGGCUACGCGUGCAAAAUAAACGUCGAGCACGAGUCGUCGGGACGCAAGUUUGUGGGACUGCAGUUUCUCAAAGAGCUUCCAAAGACACCGGCUGCACGCCAGGAACUGAAAUCUGAGCUGGCUUCGCUGAGCCAGGACCGCGAGGACGAUCAGGACGAGCUCUUUGGCUCGGUUUUUGAGAGCAACACAGACGAAGUUCCAACAUACAAUCCGUUCUUUCCUCUUCAAAACCAGAUUUUCGACACUGUUAAAGGCAAUCCAGGAAUCUCCACUAAAAAACUCAACACAUGUAUCACCGGGAACCUCUCUGUGAAGUCGUUCGGCAACUACAUUGGCUCGUACGUUUUUGACACCCCUGUUUCUGAACCCAAUGCCGUGAUACGCUAUUUGCAUCAGGAGGGGAAGGCCCGUUAUUAUUGUCAUAUGAUCCAGUCUGAAUACCUGAAAAGACAGGGCCAGCAAGUUGAGGAACCGCGGCUAGAGUUUGCAAAAACAGAAGAGAAUACGCAGACCAUAGCAGAGAUUAGUGCUAGCCACUAUAUUGACCCAUUCCCAAAGCGCGUGUCACUAGUUUUCUUCCCAAACGAAACAUUUAAGUUUUGCUGGUUUGGCUACUCGGGGCCCGUUUUGAAGAGCCUCGUUUCCAAGCAGGGCAAGAUAAAGCAGCUGGUUAUCGAUGACACGCUGAAGAUCGCUGUCUCGAAGAAAAUACAGCGGAUUGGCCAGCCAAAAACGAUUAAAGGAGGACACUUUGAUGAGCACAAGGGGCGUAUCGAGAGUCCCGCCAAGUUUGUGCCAAAGGUGGAGGAGUACGUACCACAGCCUCCUCUGGAUGCUGAUAUUGAUUUCGGCCCUGACAAACGUCGCUCUGUGCUGCUUCAUAUUAUUGACGAGAGCAAAUGCGUUGCUCUCAAUAUGGACCUCACGAAGAAGGUUUCGGAUGCUCUGAAUGUGAACUAUCUUGUUGACCGCCGGACUGUCAAGAAAGAUGCGGCAGUGCUACAAAGACAGAAUCUGAUCACGGUAAAAGAGGUGCCAAGCUCGAUUCGCUCGUUUACACACACUGUCCUCUGUUCCGUGGCAAACAAGCCGUCACAGGAUGAUAUCGACGCCAUUGCCCAUUCUGUCAGCUCCAAAUCUGGGUCCGUCAACCCACGACUGAGCUCGGCUCCCACACGCCCCGUUUUCAAGGCCAACGACUCGCACUUUUUCGAGAUGCCGUCUCAACGUUUAUCUCAGCUUCGCAAGUCGAACCAGAAAAAAGGCCUCGACACCGCAAAAAGAGUGGAGGCUCGUCUUCGCGCAGCAGAAAAGCCAGCCGAAUCUAAGAAAAAACGGCCGCGGAACUCCAAUGACGAGGACCUGCUUGCUCCGCUGAUGGAAUCGAGAAAGAGAAAGAAAGUCUCCACACGUCAGAAGACACAGUCGGCCUCAACAGCACCAACGAAACGUGCACGGAACAACACUCGUCUGAGCAGCAAGGACGUCAUGGUGCUAGUCCGUGCAAUCAUUAUCUCGCAAUCACUGUCGCCGGCCAACACCAUCGAUUGGGCAAAGGUGUCUGCUCUUUUCCAAGACAAGUACACUUCUGAAGUCUUGAGACGACAAUGGCCUCGCCACAAACGUGCAAUUGGAAUCAGAGCUUUACAACUGUCCAGGAAGACGUGGGAGAGAAUUUUAAUGUCAGCCAUAACGAAUGGUGAUAUUGGCGAGGAGGAGCUGCUGGACUACGACUUGAACGGGAUGAUUUCUCUGUGGAGGUCUGUGGAUGCAGAUUCGUUUGAAAAUACUCACGAUGUUGUUCUUUACCGCAACUACUCUGAGAACUUCAAGGAGCAACGGUGGCGGCCCGAUACUGAUCUGCGUGGACUGGAUGUUUUCAAAGAAGGCACUUCUAUCAUCGAGCGCGAGGAGCAGUGUGCGCGGGCCAUGUUUGCGUAUCCGCUAGUUUGUGAGGAGCCGAGCCUGGAGCCUACGGGUGUCCAGGAAGCAAAGACCAAGCUCAAGGCCCUGUUUGCUACAGGACCAGACAAAUUUUCGUCUGCAGAAGCCAAAAAGGUGUUUUCUUCGACCGAAAAGGAUGUCUAUUCAAAGGCUCUGACAGAGUUGGAGGAUGACAAGGUGAUUGCUUAUUUGGGCGAAGACUCGCCAAUCAAGUUCACCCUAACCGAGAAAAUUAUGUUUCUGAUCGACUGGAAGUUCACACGGACGUUUUUCGACCAGUGUGCUGGUUUUGUGGAAAUGAUGGAAACGGCCACUUUGAACAACAAGGGCGUUAUCCUGUCUCCGUUGUCGCCAGAUAGCUGUUUUGCUCCGUUGAUAAAUAUGAUGGCCCAGGCAGAAAUUAAGGUUACGAGAAUCGACCAGAGCCCGCCAAUGCUGAUCGACAACUACUCCACCAAGAGCCAGGACAAGACAAAGCUCGAGAGCGAUUUUAUUUUGCACGACAUGCACACGGCGAUAGAUCUGAAGUCGGUGGCUCCUCCAAGUGGUUCGCCGUGCUCACGUCUCUGGAUCGACCUCAAUGGGGAUCUCAAUGUGGAGAUCUGGUUCAAGACGGUGUGCUCGCUUUUGCGAUGCAUAGUUUUCCGGCCCGGUGUGACGUUCCGUCUGCUUUGUCUGCGGUUUAGUCCUUUGUACGAGCCGUUCGAGCUGAAGCUUGUUCUAGACUGGAUGGUUGCAAAAAAGGCGGUGGUCCAGCGGAACGACAGCUACUGGGCAGGAUCUUACUGGUACCUGACGUUUGAUCGAUAA